AUGCCGGCAUCAGCCUUGUUGGGCACGUUUGCCUUUGCCGGAUUCUUCGUUACCAUUGGAUGUGUAGUGCUCACAAUGUUGAAUGUUCUGUUAUGGGGACGUACGCUUUUCACGCUUAAUGAUUUUCCACUAUGGGCAUACGAUGAUGAUCAUCCAAUGAACAAUUUAACACUCAUCGCUGAGCUUCUCGCUCAGAAUAAAACAGUUUAUCCUGAUCUUCCUUUCGCUAUCUAA
Molecule: messenger RNA, 234 nt
Organism: Necator americanus (New World hookworm)
Lineage: Eukaryota; Metazoa; Nematoda; Chromadorea; Rhabditida; Ancylostomatidae
Exons: 2
Coding region: 1-234 (77 amino acids)
Source: RefSeq, a predicted model, not a curated record